GCAUUGCUCCGAAAAUCUCAUGUAAAUGGAAAGAACUUUCUUCGCAACUGCUCUUUCGGAGAUUUCUAUCGGAUCCCUAUCCGUCGCUACUUCUCCGAUCAUGUGAUUAUAUCGGCUAGCUACCGCCACUGACAUCAAUUCCGACGGAGGUCUCCAUUAGAAACGUUCUUUCCUCUUCUUUAAUCGGAACACAUCCGUCGGAACGAUCCGUAAUAUCAACAUUCAACACAUAUUCUACGGCGGAAUAACACGACACCAAUGGACACAUCCUGAUUCUAUAAUAUCGCCAUGAAAGCUGCGAGGUAUUCCACCUCUCGGCAAAAGGCUUGUCAACAGUGUUCAGCAGCGAAGGCCAAGUGCGACCGCAAGGCAGGAUGCUGUGCUAGAUGUUCUUUACGUGGGUUAUCAUGUUCUUAUCCUCAGGCUCAAUCACCGGAUAGAUCCGAACAAAACACAAGAAAUAAUAGCGAAAGAGGGUUACACAACGCCUUUUCCACUCCGAACACUCUCUCUACACCCAGUGGUUUGAUUCCAAGUCUCGAACGCGAGACACCUGCCGGGACCGACGAAACUCAGAAUUCAAUAGCCGAUUUAACUCAAGCUAUUACCUGCGCUAGCCCAACAAAUGCAUCCUCGGAGACAUUCAUAGAAGACCAGACUCUGGUCGGCGCAAGGCCCGACGCUACGAGCCGUUUGUCCAGAAGAUUGGAAUCCCUCGACUUUUCUGACCUUGAGCUCUUUAGCCCGAUUAAUGUGGACGAUAUAAGUAAUCGCUGGUUGAAUUCAUACAUUCCUGUCCCUGGGCAGAAGGUUAAAGAUUAUCCCGCUACUAUCACGGCUUUCAUUUACCGGAUUCUAAAUUCUUAUGCUGCCACUGCCGUGCGUGGCCGUGGAGCCCCGCCAUUCAUACACUCUUCGCAGGUUUUACCAACUUCAACAAGACCACCACUUUCUACUUGCUUGAGUUUAGUUCGGAUUUGCGAAAACCCCUUACCGGGCAGUGAGAUCGUCGCAUCCGACGUGCUAGGGAGAGAGAUGAACAAUCUCUAUGAGCAAAAUGCGAUGUAUGAUGAUGUGACUCAAUUGGCAGCUUUUCAAGCAUACCUGAUUUACGCCAUGGUACUAUUUUUCAAGCUCAACCAAGUUUCAAAUGCACCUCUCCGACAGGUAAUGAUGAAUCUUCAGCAACUUGCAUGUUCAAGUAGCCGAGGAGGGCUCAUGUGCAUGGCAGAACAACAACGCGCUCGCCCCAGAUGGGAAGCUUGGAUUGUUGCCGAAUCAAAGCGCCGCACAUUAUUCACGAUGUACCUUUUUGACAGCGUGCUUUCUGCUCAAGAUGGUCUUCAAACGUUCCUUGGUACUGAACUACAGGGCCUUUUCUCUUCAUCAAACAAAAUUCUAUGGAGGGCUCAAUCGCGACUCGAGUGGGAAACGGCCUACAACAUCCACCUAGCGGAUUGGCCAGAGGGUGAUUUUCGCAUUGAUGAGCUUUGGCCAAUUCCAGCGGGCCUUGAUGACUCUGAGAUUGUCGAAAGACGCAGAAGGGUAGACCGGUGGCUUGAGGAUGUUGACGAGUUCGGAACGAUGCUCUAUGCAGUCACUAGUUGCACACACGGUGGUUGAUUUCGGAGCUAACCGAUCGUCCGCCACGAAGAAUGAGAUCAACACCACCACCACCAUAAUGCAGUUGGCGGCGCUUAUAUAUAGAACUAGGACUUCUCUAGUGCCUUCAAUGCAUCUUCUAUGGAAAUUACCCUCAAAUUCAUUUUCGCUAAAAGGG
Hypoxylon trugodes is the source of this 1780-nucleotide messenger RNA. RefSeq lists its product as uncharacterized. The coding region runs from base 289 to 1623 and encodes 444 amino acids. The transcript has a single exon. The record is from RefSeq and is a predicted model, not a curated record. Gene Ontology annotation, molecular function: zinc ion binding; DNA-binding transcription factor activity, RNA polymerase II-specific. Gene Ontology annotation, biological process: regulation of DNA-templated transcription. Lineage: Eukaryota; Fungi; Ascomycota; Sordariomycetes; Xylariales; Hypoxylaceae.